UUGAGUCCCCAGCGCAGAGCGAGAUUCGCCGGCCAGAGGCGGGACUCCCCGCCCCGCUGUGCCGGGUCCCGAUCCUCCGCCAGCGCUUGGCAGCCCCGCCCCGCCGCGCCGCGCCAGCAUUGCUGCCCCUGGCUCGGAAGGAGACUGACCCGGGGCCUCGGCCAAGCGGGGGAGCUGAGGCGGCUGGACGCGGGCUGCUAGGGGUGGCGGGGCGGCACCUGGGCAGGGCGGACGCCGGGCUCCGGCCGGGCUGAGCGCUGGGAGACGAUGCAGGGCGCGGAGCUGGACGCUCGGAUCCGCUGCAGUGUCACUGUCGAGCGCCUGUGCCCGAGCGGCCAGGCGCCGAAGCGCCGGGUGAUCCGCGACGCCUCCCUAGCCCUGGGCCGGAACGAGUUCCGGGAGCUGGUGCUGCAAGUGAGCGACGGCCGGGCGCCGCAGAGCUUCGCGCUGCGCGGGGAGGUGCGGCUCUUCACGCGCUUCGUGCGCGACGGGAAAAGCAGCCUGCAGCUGGGCCCCGCGCGAGUGCAGCUGCUGAUCGCUAACUGCCCCCCCGACAGCCUCAGGCGCUUCCUCCGGCUACUGCGCAUCAAGCGCGAGGCGGCGGGAAAGGGAGCGAAGACCGUCACGGAGCGGGCGCGGCUGCUGUGCAGUCUUCCGCGGACCUUCGACACCAUCAGCCCAGUUCAGGCCCGGGACGUGCAGCAGGUCUGCGAUCAGCGGGCCCACGCGAGCGGCGAGGCGACGCCUGUGAAAGGGCAGGCCCCGAGAGACCGAGGGAACAGCGGUCUGUGGAGCAAGUCGCGGAAAAGAGCCAGGACGGAAUCGGCUGAAGCAAGCGAUGUAAGAGAUCCCCAGGCAGCUGACAUGAAAUGCUCAAAGAAGCUAUCUCUGCUAAUGCAUUCACGGAUGAGACUCUCUCAGGAACAGUCCAUUGUGCUGAGUGCAGUGCUGAGUGGAAAGAACGUCUUCUUUACAGGCAGUGCUGGGACUGGGAAGUCAUAUCUGCUGAAAAAGAUUGUGGGUUCGCUCCCCCCAAAGAGCACCUAUGCUACAGCCAGCACAGGAGUGGCAGCUUGUCAUGUUGGUGGCACCACGCUCCAUGCCUUUGCAGGUAUUGGUUCUGGGAAAGCUCCGCUAGAUCAGUGUAUUGAGUUGGCUCAAAGAACUGGAGUACGUCAGCAUUGGUUGAGCUGCCAACAUUUAAUUAUUGAUGAGAUUUCAAUGGUGGAGGGCAAGUUUUUUGAUAAGCUGGAGGCAGUAGCCAGAGCCGUCAGGAAACGGGAUGACCCAUUUGGAGGAAUACAGCUGAUCAUCUGUGGGGACUUCUUACAACUGCCACCAGUCAGCAAAGGCAAUGAGGAAACCAAGUUCUGCUUCCAGGCAGAGAGCUGGAGGAAAUGCAUCCAUGUGAACAUGGAGCUGACAGAAGUGCGGAGACAGACUGAAAAGAGCUUCAUCUCACUCCUGCGUACAAUCCGCCUGGGCAGGUGCACAGAUGAAGUCACCAGGCAGCUGCUGCAAACAGCUACCAACAGGGUUGAGAGAGAUGGGAUCCUUGCAACUCGUCUCUGCACCCACAAGGAUGAUGUGGAACUAACAAAUGAGAGACGGUUGCAACAGUUACCAGGAGAAAUGCACUCCUAUGAGGCUGUGGAUAGCGAUCCCAUGCUAGUCAAAGCAAUUGAUGCUCAGUGUCCAGUAAGUCACUGUAUUCAGUUGAAACCAGGAGCCCAGGUGAUUCUUACUAAGAACCUGGAUGUGUCCCGGGGUCUGGUGAAUGGGGCAAGAGGGGUUGUGGUUGAAUUUGAAACUGAAGGGAAGGGAUUGCCCAGAGUGAGGUUUCUUUGUGGGGUCACAGAGGUAAUCAGGCUGGAGCGAUGGGUCUUCAAAGGUCCAUCUGGAAUUUAUCUGAGUCGUCAACAGUUGCCGCUAAAAUUGGCAUGGGCCAUAUCCAUCCACAAGAGCCAGGGCAUGUCAUUAGACUGUGUGGAGAUCUCCCUGUCUCGUGUCUUUGAAAGUGGUCAGGCUUAUGUAGCCCUUUCCCGAGCCCGUAACCUUGAGGGCCUCCGGGUUUUGGAUUUUGAUCCCAACAUUGUGAGAGCCAAUCCGUACGUGCUACAGUUCUACAGUCACUUACAGAAAGAACUUCUAUUUCAGGCUUCUCUACACAGAUGCACUGAAGCAGAGGAGAAGGAGAAUUGGAAAUCUAGCUGAGGAUACCAUGAGGCACAAGCAGACUGUUCUGGUUUCAGCAGCCCAGCUGUUGUGCACAUCUUAUACCACUGGUGAAAUUUUGCUUCAUUGGCUCAAAGGGCACACCUGCCCACUGUGAAAACACUAGAUGUUCAGGCAGUUAACUUUUGGGGGGGAAAUUCUACCUCUUCUUACGUCCUGUUGGUUUAGGGUUGAGGAUAGCCUCACACCUGGCCCCUCUACACAAGUAUGCAUACAUCAGGAAAUGUGGGACUUGUCCGUGGCAACCUGGAGGAGAAAUGAGAUGUGGCUCUCCCCCUUAUUCCCCUGAACUGGAGCCUACUAGCUGUGGCUGUCAUCACACAGAAAGGGUACUGAAGAGCAAUUGAAAUGCUGGUGCUACAAGUAUGCUAUCUCCAGCUGAAGAAGUGUUAACAAUCAGGAUGUCACUCUGCAGGUCAAGUAAGGUGCACCUUGGCUUUAGAGCCAUUGUAUACUAUCUGUGUCACCGGUUGAUGUAGAGAGGGUUCACUAGUCUUACUGCUGGGUGAAAUUAUGUGGAGUUAUAAACUGUCCUCUUAAUUUUGCUGGUUCUUUGACAAUAAAAGGAUGGUACCUACUGCAAUCUGUCAUAGCAAGUACUAGAAGUCGGGGUAGAGGGGAUUAAGGGUAUGUCAUGAUUUCACAGGCUCUGGGUAUUACCCAGCUUCAGUUUCCUAGGAGUAUUUCCUUAGUUUACUGGACCCCAAGGAUCCACCAUUUUCUACAAAGGCAGGCUCAGGGACUCCAAGGCUGAGCUUACAGGCUCCAGAAACCCCUAUUUCUCUCCUGGGCUCGCUGCACCAUGUCAAGCUGAAGUCCAACUCUGAGACAGACUUCAUCAUAGGGAGCAAUGC
Messenger RNA from Mauremys mutica (yellowpond turtle), 3089 nucleotides. RefSeq names its product ATP-dependent DNA helicase PIF1-like. Bases 268 to 2214 code for a protein of 648 amino acids. Lineage: Eukaryota; Metazoa; Chordata; Testudines; Geoemydidae. The transcript has 12 exons. Gene Ontology annotation, molecular function: ATP hydrolysis activity; DNA helicase activity. Gene Ontology annotation, biological process: DNA repair; telomere maintenance. The record is from RefSeq and is a predicted model, not a curated record.